AUGAGUUUGUUGCGCGCCAGUAAACUGCAGCUGAGUUUCGGUGGCGUGCGCGCCGUGCAAGACGUGUCCUUCGAAGUGGAAUCAGGCGAGGUGUUUAGCAUUAUCGGGCCCAAUGGUGCUGGCAAAACCACGAUCUUCAAUUUGAUCAGCCGUUUUUAUGAUUUGGAUCACGGCGCGCUGAUGUUGGACGGUGUGGAUGUUUCUAGACUUCCACCGCACCGAGUCGCUGAAAUCGGUAUCGCACGGACUUUCCAGAACACCGAGCUGUUCGAGCAUGAAACGGUACUGCAAAAUUUAUUGAUCGGAUGUCACGUCAACCGCAGCGCGGGGCUCGUGUCAGAACUAUUUCACUUGCCAGCGGCCCGGCGUCAAGAACUCAAGUUUCGCAGAACCGUCGAACGGGUUAUCGACCUGUUGGACUUGCAAAGCUACCGGUUUCAGCCAAUCGGUAGCUUGCCCUAUGGUGCUCGUAAGAUGGUCGAGAUCGCCCGAGCUCUUUGCACAGAGCCGAAACUCUUGCUGCUCGAUGAGCCCGCCUCAGGGCUGAAUCCAGAAGAGACGGAUGAUUUGGCCUUCUGGAUCGACGAUAUCAGUGAAGAUCUUGGCAUCACCAUACUCAUGGUCGAGCACGACAUGAACCUCGUUUCGCGCGUUUCCAGCCGGGUGCUGGCGAUGGCCGAGGGUAAGGCCCUCGCGGUCGGUGAGCCAAAUGACAUCCAGAACCAUCCAGAAGUACUGCGCGCCUACCUCGGCCAGCCGGAGGUUGCAGCAUGA
Messenger RNA from Nerophis lumbriciformis (worm pipefish), 774 nucleotides. The record is from RefSeq and is a predicted model, not a curated record. NCBI's taxonomy places the organism in Eukaryota, Metazoa, Chordata, Actinopteri, Syngnathiformes, Syngnathidae.